UGCACACUAUCACCUCAGCUCCUGAUCAUCAACCUCUCCAGUCUUACAAAAAUGGCGGAAGAACUUCCAUUUGCACCGAGCAAGAUGUAUCCGCGAAGCGACGAAGAGAUCGCCACGUUCAAAGUACUAAAAAAGGAACGAAGCGGCAAAUGUUUCGUUUACGUUUUUUCUGCUAUUGUCAUCCUGAGCAUCGUCGUACUAGCCUUCGCCUUGAUCGUGCUGCGUUUCAAAAUCCCCGACGUCAAACUCCGGUCGGUGACGGUGAAAAAUCUAAAGUACGAAGGGCGCGGCACAGCUGGACAGUCACCUUCGUUUAACGCAACUUUGGUCGCCGUGGUGACGAUUAAGAACACAAACUUUGGUCGGUUUAAAUUUGAUAACAGCACGUUGAGUGUGCUGUACGGAGGCAUGAAUGUCGGUGACAGAAGCAUAAUCCAUGGGCGGGUGAAAGCCAGAGAGACCCACGAGAUGAAUAUUACAGUAGAAGUCCGAUCUAAUAGGGUGAUGGACACCAAGAACCUCAGCGGUGACAUUGAAGCAGGGAUGCUGACACUGAGCAGCUAUGCAAAGCUGAGUGGCAGAGUGAAUUUGAAGAAUAUUAUAAGGAGGAGGAAGACGACGGAAAUGAACUGCACAAUGAUUCUUGAUUUGAAACGCCGUGCCUUCCAGGAUCUUCGAUGCUACUAAUUAUUGUAAUUGUUUUGUGGGUUAUUUUUCUUUUGUUAUGUUAUUUUGAAAUUCAGAUUUUUUUUUUAAGAGAUCGUAAUUUAUUUAUUUAUUUUUCAUUUUUUAUUUUUAAUAAUGAUU
This is a messenger RNA of Alnus glutinosa, 807 nucleotides long. RefSeq names its product late embryogenesis abundant protein At1g64065-like. NCBI's taxonomy places the organism in Eukaryota, Viridiplantae, Streptophyta, Magnoliopsida, Fagales, Betulaceae. The transcript has a single exon. The coding region runs from base 52 to 687 and encodes 211 amino acids. The record is from RefSeq and is a predicted model, not a curated record.